Messenger RNA from Dendroctonus ponderosae (mountain pine beetle), 6455 nucleotides. RefSeq names its product serine/threonine-protein kinase N-like. The transcript has 25 exons. NCBI's taxonomy places the organism in Eukaryota, Metazoa, Arthropoda, Insecta, Coleoptera, Curculionidae. Bases 235 to 6012 code for a protein of 1925 amino acids. Gene Ontology annotation, biological process: protein phosphorylation; signal transduction. Gene Ontology annotation, molecular function: ATP binding; small GTPase binding; protein serine/threonine kinase activity. The record is from RefSeq and is a predicted model, not a curated record.
GUCAUUUGGCGACAGUGGCUGCCAGUACAGUGCGCAAAGGCGCCCCUGUAUGUUGUACUUGUAGAUAAUUGUCUUUAUCGGCCAAUAGCGCGAUCAAAACCCAAUCAAUCAAUAUUUUUCUGUUUACACAAUCUAUUGAUGUUAUGUCGGUCGAUUAAAUAGCGAGCUAAUAAACGCGGAAAGUGCCGGAAAAUCGCUUUGAACGAGGUGAUGUAAAGUUUUCCCACGACCAAGAUGGCCGACACGUAUUUUCAGGGUGAUUACAUCAAACACCCUGUCGUAUAUGAGCUGUCGCACAAGUACGGCCUUCCGACCGACCACCUGACCGACUCCCAACUGCCAAGCAAGCUUGAGGAGCUCAAAGACAUCAUUAGGAGAGAAAUUCGAAAAGAACUGAAAAUCAAAGAAGGAGCGGAGAAAUUGCGCGGCGUUUCCACUGAUCGCAAGUCGCUCAGUCACGUGGCCACCAUUGUCAAGAACUCCAACUUCAAACUCACCGAGCUGAAAAAUGAGCUCAUCGAGCUGGAAUCGCAAAUUAUCCUCACCCAGGGCCAGACUUCGCCCUCCACCAACGUUCUCUUCGCAUCGAAUGGCGAUUCGCUUCAUCGGCUGGACAAAAUGAGCCCGAACCACCUGAGCCGCAUUGAGAACCUGGAGAAGCAGCUCAACAUCGAGCUGAAGGUGAAGCAGGGCGCUGAGAACAUGAUCCAGAGCAUUGGAACAUCCCGUGACAAAAAACUGCUGCUCGAGGCGCAACAGAUGCUGCAGGACUCCCGGAAGAAGAUAGAAUAUUUGAAAAUGAAGAUCACCAAAAUGAAACACGAUGUGGACUCGAAAUCGCGCACCUCCGGCUCGGUGCACGAUCUCACAUCGAAUGGGGGCGAUUUUAUGAAUCUGGAUCUGGAGCCGGUGCUGGACGAGCGGAUCGAGGACUUGAAGCAUCGGCUCCGAGUGGAGGCUGCCGUGGUGGAGGGCGCCAAAAACGUCAUCAAACUGCUGCAGAACGGCACUAAAGAACGGGGCGAGAAUCGCAAAGCUUUGCAAGAGGGAGUCCGGACCAUCUGUCGGCCUGACAAUGCCCCACUGGUGUCCAGGAUGAACCCGAGAGACCCCACGUCGCCGCCCACCCAUUUUUCGGUUCAUGCCGAAUUUACCAUCUCGCAUCCAGGGGCGGACGACCCCAGGAAUCGGCCCCGCACCAGCACGGAUCGCGACGACGCCACUGGCGGUGUCCGCAUGACCUACAGCUGGAAUGAGCAGCCGCAGGAUGCUCGACCGGAGACUUGGCCUACUAGCGCCUCAAACCACGACAGUCCCAGUUCGGCACCAACUACAACCCCGCCGCGGCUGCAACCCCCUAGCGCUAUGUUUAGCACCGACUAUACCAGAGGGUACCAGAAAGGGAACAUGUUCUUCACAUCUACGCCGCCGUUGAUCAGGCCGGAUGAAGACGAGGCCUCAAAGGAGGCCGCAAAAGUGGCCUCUUCGCUGCCCCCAGAGCUAAUAGGGCGCGGUCUCAUCCACGACUCUUCGGGGUAUGGCAGCGACUUGCUGAGCCCCAACUCAGGGGGCAGCCUGCCGCGCCGCCCCAUGCCGCCUUUUGACCGCAAGUGCCGCAGCACGUGCAACAUCACGCUCUCCACCAAUUUGCAAGGGCUGCACCAGUCGCCCCACUGCAGUCGCACGCAGAGCCUGCGUUGUCAAACCCCGUCCACAUUCCUGCAGAAGCAUUCGCAGCGGUUUUAUGGCUGUGGGGACCCGUGGUGCCACCACUGGCACCCCAAUGAGGACUGUUGCAAAAUUCCCGCGGUUCCUGAAGAAGCGCCACUUUUGCCCACAAAUGCGCCCUCUAAAUCGGGGACGUCCAAAGCGCCGAUGCAGGAGAAAAAGGACGCUUCGGUGCAGACUUUCGAAAUGGUGGAUAAAUGCACGUCGCCAUUUUUGCGCAUGAACAGUACCGACUCGGUGGAUAGCAGAAGCGUCCGCAGGUACCAGCGCAGAGGCCUGACGGAACCGCUGCGCAAAAACACAUCGUCCAUUGGGACCUUCACGCCGGACAGUCUGGACAGCAUGAAGUUUCAGUCGAGCAAGCGGUUGGCCAAAUCGCCGAAGUUGCGCCGAUCCCCCAAAGAGAAUGUUAAGGAACAGUCGCCAGCCGAUUCAAAGUCGAGCGAUCCGCUGAAGAAGCCGCGAACCGUGCACAUCGACGUCUACUGCACGGGGACUGAGAUGGAGUCGAAUGCGAGCAGUGAGUCGAGCGAUGAGGGCAGCAAAAGCGCCAGCACGCCUCAGACGGUGUUUGAGAACGACAAAAUGCGGGUGACGCAUCGCAAGGCUGAUGAGCGCGAUCUGCCUUUCUACCUGAAAAAAGCGGCCGAUUUUCACCAGGAAGUCCCCUUUUCAAUGGGAAGACCCUUGGAAACUCACACCUCCAUGGAGAAGGAGGAGUCCGACGAUGAAAACUCCAGCACGGCCUAUCCCUCCAAGCUCAGCUCUUACUCGAACAUUGGCGAUUUUUCCGCUAGCGUAUCCAGCGUGCCGCGUUCCUGGACCAGCUACUCGCUUUCCAGCUGCGCCAUUCCGGAAGACUACGACUCAGUAGCCAACACCAGCUGGAAGGACACAUUUUCGGACAUCGACAGCCUGAUGAUGAGCCGAUCCAGCAUCGCGCCCACUGAAAGUUUGGAUUUCGUGCCUCGCAGGCGAUUGGAGGCCGCCCAGAGCAUCGAUGAGGCGCCGGAGUUUGAGCGCAAAAACUUGCUGGACACCUCCAGCGUGGCCAGCGUCCAGCCGAGCGAUAGUUUUGAGUACGCCGACUCUGAGGACCGGCUCCGCAUUCGACAGAUGGAGGAAAUGUGGAAGAAUCGCGGGUCGUCCAAGUCGCUGAAAUCGCCGCUCAGCGAGCGGAAGUUGCAGAUUCAGCAGGAGCGAAUGCGGGAGUACAUCGAGAACAAAAUGCGGGCAAAGAACAAGUGGGAUUCGAAGGACAGCGACAGCAACGACUCGGACGAUUCGGGCAAGGGCUGGACGUUCAUCAAGGGCGAUGUCGCCCCCUUGCCCAAACCGGCCAGACAGAAAAGCCCCGUCAAUGCCCUGCCCAAUACAGUCAGGGACGCUUUUAUCCGAUCGGUAAAGUCCUGCGAACCAGUUCCAGUGGAGGCCAAGCGGCCGAAGGAGCCGGCCAGGGAAGAUCAGGGCUCUUUAAGCGACUCCAGUCCGACUUCGCAGUCGCCCAGCGCGAUCACCUUGAGGCAGCGGCUCAGUGGCGAUCCAAACCUGCGGUCGCCUUUUAUGAUAGUGCCGGGAAUUUACACGGAGCCGCGCUCGAUUGCUCGCAAGUUCGGCACUGUGGUCAGUGUUAUGAAAAAGCCGGGCCAUCAUGUGGGGCCGGCCAAAAAUCCCGACUGUUUAUGCGAGCAUUGCCAGUCGUACUGGCAUUCGGUGGGCGGUCGGAAUAGGACGCGAAGCGUCGGCGAUCCGCCCAGUGGCCGCUACAUCCAAAACUGGAAAGAUUUUCUCGAGCAGAAAGCUCGCGACCCCGACAAGCCUGAACAGGCGCUUUAUUCGGAUAUCGCCCAGGAAAGUUUGCGCGCCAGCAGCAUGAAGCUGGACCUGCUGCGAAAGUCGCUGGAGCAGCGCAAGGCGGAGCUGCCGCCCGAUUCGCCCAUUGCCGCCCAGCUGAAGGAGGAGCUGGCCAAUGCGCCCACUUCCAGUCCAGCAUCUGUCCACUACACCAGCUUGCAACCUUUUACAGUGCGGAGCGAAAGCAACAAAAUGCACAAUGCCAUGAGCACCUUCAAUCGGUGUGCUGCUGUUACUGGUACCUUGGAAGUGAGGCUAAUGGGCUGCCAAGAUCUACUAGAAGAAGUCCCUGGACGGCCGAAAAAGGAGUCGGACGGCAGCUCCAGUCCAAUGGAUUUGAGAUUCUUCAAAAAAGGCGUGACCGGCAGGAGUUCCUCAAAAAGCUACAGCGUGAAGGAGGACGUCAGCGACGAGAUAAUGGCUCUGUUGAAGCUGGACAAUAACACCGUGGCGCAGACCAGCUGGAGACAGUGCUCGCAACAGGCCUGGGACCAGCGAUUCUCCAUAGAGCUGGACAAGUCCAGGGAGUUGGAAAUCGGCGUCUACUGGAAAGACUGGCGCUCGCUUUGCGGCGUGAUUUUUCUGCGGCUCGAAGAGUUCAUCGAUAAUGACCGCGACGGAAUGGUGUUGCAUCUGGAGCCGCAAGGCCUGCUUUUUGCCGAGAUUAAGUUCCUCAACCCGAUGAUAUCCAAGCGGCCGAAACUGCAAAGACAGAAGCGCAUCUUCAAGCAGGUCAUGCCCAGGGCCAAGCAGAUGAACAUCAACAUCGUGACGUGGGGUCGAUGGAUGAAACAGUCGAACCGCGUGCCCAGCAGGCAGAAUCUGGCGCCCAACACGCCAGAAAUCGCCGAAUCGAACGACGCAACCGUUGUGGAGGACAAGCCGGAGACUCCGGGGGAAACUCCCGAUCCGCAGUCCUUCGGUUUGGGCGGGCAGCGCCCGUUAGGGCUGGCAGUGGCUUUGCCCAUUCCGCCGCCCAAAGUGCCGCCCACCUUCCAAUCGCCUUCCACUCCUUCCCCACAGGGUCCAUCGCGCGACUGGGUGCUGGUGCCGCCCUACCCCGACGGCACCCCGCCGCCCAUCGCCAAAAAGCGAACUGAGGCCCCUUCAGUGCCCCCGCCGCCCGUCCCACCCAGGCUGGAUCCUGAGAGCGCCGCAGCUCUUCGCGAAUUUGACUUUCUGGAGGAUGAACAGGAGGGUUGUAGGGCACGGCCCGGGCCCCUCCUCAUUCCCUCUACUCCAACCACGCCCAUUGUCGUCUUCCCCAACGACUUCGUUCUCCCCAGUCCCCAACCGCUGAUCGAAUUUCCUGACGACGAGCCGUCGUUUGAGCCAGUGGCGCGCCGCCCAGUGGCUCGCGAGGUUAGCUACCGAGACAGCGCCUACGAGUCCCGAAGACAGUCGCAAAGUCUGCCCCCAACCACUACGAUGUGUUGCGAUCACUUCCGACUGAUCAGCGUUUUGGGGCGCGGUCAUUUCGGCAAAGUGAUCUUGGCCCAGUACAAAAACACCGGCGAAUAUUUCGCCAUCAAGGCCCUGAAGAAGGGCGACAUCAUCGCUAGGGACGAGGUCGAGUCGCUUCUGUCCGAGAAGAGGAUUUUUGAAGUGGCCAACAGUAUUCGUCACCCGUUCUUGGUGAAUCUUUUCGCCUGCUUCCAAACGAGCGCCCACGUGUGUUUCGUGAUGGAAUAUGCAGCAGGAGGCGACCUGAUGAUGCACAUCCACGCCGAUGUUUUUAGCGAGCCUCGUGCUGUUUUCUAUGCCGCCUGCGUCGUUUUGGGACUGCAGUAUCUGCACGAGAAUAAAAUCAUUUACAGAGACCUGAAACUAGACAAUCUGCUCCUGGACACUGAGGGCUACGUGAAGAUCGCCGAUUUUGGACUGUGCAAAGAGGGCAUGGGCUACUUGGACCGGACGGGCACUUUUUGCGGCACUCCCGAAUUUUUGGCCCCUGAAGUCCUAACCGAAACGUCGUACACUCGCGCCGUGGACUGGUGGGGAUUGGGAGUGCUCAUUUUCGAGAUGCUCGUCGGGGAGUCGCCGUUCCCUGGAGACGAUGAGGAGGAAGUGUUCGACUCGAUAGUGAACGAUGAGGUGCGCUAUCCCCGGUUCCUGUCGCUGGAAUCCAUUGCGAUCAUGAGAAGGCUACUGCGCAAAUCCCCGGACAGACGGCUGGGGUCGAGUGAGCGCGACGCAGAAGAUGUGAAGAAGCAGGCGUUCUUCAGGCACAUCCAAUGGGAAGAACUGCUGCAUCGCAGGGUGCCGCCUCCUUUUGUACCCACUGUGCAUUCCAUGGAGGAUGUGAGCAACUUUGACGAAGAAUUCACAUCGGAAAAGGCGCAACUGACGCCUCCAAAAGAGCCGCGGCCUUUGACCAAUCAGGACCAGAACCUGUUCCGAGACUUUACGUACAUCGCCGAUUGGUGCUGACCCAGCCAUUGGAAGCGAGUGAAAGCCAGAAAUUCAGUUGCCAAAUUUGAAUUAAGCAAAUGAUGCAAAAAGCGCAUUGUUACUGGUUGGACGUUUGGUCUAAUUAAAGCUAACCCGGAGUGAAUGAUCCCAAUCCAGCAGCUUGGAUUGGAUGGUGAAUCAACAAUAAUGAUGACCACAGAGUAUUCGAUGCACUGUACAUUUUUCAAUAAUUAUCGUAAGGAAUCGUUACUAUAUUUUAUAAGUGAAAGUGCCUGUUGGAACGUGUAUGCUCACUUUUUUGUAUAUAGAUAUUUGCUACUAACAUGUAGGGUAGAGGAGUAUUUUCCGGCGCUUUAAUACAUAUCGUCGUUACAGUUUAAUUUAUAUUUAUAGCGGUAAGCAUCACUAAAAUAAGCCCACAUUGUUAUGAGAGAUUUAACAUAAACGGUAUAUUUAUGCGA